This is a messenger RNA of Drosophila hydei, 2341 nucleotides long. It is a transcript of the gene deltaCOP, whose product is annotated as coatomer subunit delta. Gene Ontology annotation, biological process: endoplasmic reticulum to Golgi vesicle-mediated transport; retrograde vesicle-mediated transport, Golgi to endoplasmic reticulum; Golgi localization. The record is from RefSeq and is a predicted model, not a curated record. Gene Ontology annotation, cellular component: cytosol; COPI vesicle coat. The coding region runs from base 379 to 1986 and encodes 535 amino acids. The transcript has 8 exons. Lineage: Eukaryota; Metazoa; Arthropoda; Insecta; Diptera; Drosophilidae.
AGGUUUUAUCUGUAAGAGCUCUCGAGUUUGAUGAAUUAAAAAAUACAAAAUUAAAUGCACAUACCGCAGUGAGCAUGUUUGCAGACCGUUUGUGACAAGUAAACAUAUUACUGUAGCGUCUUCUCGAUUUUGCCGUUAAGCAAUUGUGACAUCAAGAAUUGGUUGUCAGCGCUCUGCGCUGUCAUCACUUACACACAUACGCAUGCAAUCGUAAACAUUUAGUUGCAGAACCGAACACGUCAGCUACGCGGAUGCGGAUUGAUUAACAACAAUUUGUUUUGAUCAUUCCAAAUCAGUAAAUUUACUGCUCGAACUACACACCUUACAGCUAGAUAUUUUCAUAUAUUCGUUAGCUGACUCAAUUACUGCAGCAUCAAAAUGGUACUCAUCGCUGCAGCAGUCUGCACAAGGAAUGGCAAAGUCAUAUUGUCACGUCAGUUCGUGGAGAUGACGAAGGCGCGCAUCGAGGGGCUGCUGGCAGCAUUCCCCAAGCUGAUGACCGCCGGCAAGCAGCACACGUAUGUGGAAACGGACUCGGUGCGCUACGUCUACCAGCCGAUGGAGAAGCUCUAUAUGCUGCUCAUAACCACAAAGGCCAGUAAUAUAUUGGAGGAUUUGGAAACGCUUCGCCUCUUCUCCAAAGUGAUUCCAGAGUAUAGCCACUCGCUGGACGAGAAGGAGAUCGUGGAGAAUGCAUUCAAUUUGAUAUUUGCUUUUGACGAGAUUGUCGCUCUGGGCUACAGGGAAAGCGUGAAUCUGGCGCAAAUCAAGACAUUCGUUGAGAUGGAUUCGCAUGAGGAGAAAGUCUACCAGGCAGUUCGUCAGACACAGGAGCGCGAGGCACGUCAAAAGAUGCGCGAAAAGGCUAAGGAAUUGCAACGUCAGCGCAUGGAGGCAACCAAACGUGGUGGCCCCUCGAUGGGUGGUAUGGGUGGACGCAGCGGCGGCUUCAGCUCCGACAGCUUUGGCAGUAGCGGCAUCAGCACUGGCGGCGGCGGCGGUGGUAGUGGAAGCGGAGCGCCAUCCAUUGAGAUGGAUACCAAGCAUAUGUCCUCUAGCAAGGCUGCACUAAAGCCCGUAUCACGAAAUGCGCUCAAAUUGGGUGGCAAGUCCAAGGAUGUGGACAGCUUUGUUGAUCAGCUGAAAAGCGAGGGCGAGAAGAUUGCCAACCUGGCACCAGCUGUCGCUGCGGGCAGUGGCGGUGCAGCGGCCAGUGCCAGUGCAACGGCCAAAGCCAAAAUCUCAGCGGACAUUCAUACAGAAAGUGUACAUCUCAAAAUGGAGGAUAAGCUGGUGGUGCGUCUGGGCCGCGAUGGCGGCGUACAACAGUUCGAGCUUAGCGGCUUGCUAACGCUGCGCAUUACCGACGAAAAUCUGGGACGGAUCAAGGUGAAGCUGGCCAACAAUGAUACACAGGGCAUACAGCUGCAGACACAUCCAAAUGUUGACAAGGAGCUAUUCAAGACACGCGCCAUGAUCGGACUCAAGAAUCCAGCCAAGCCGUUCCCCCUCAAUACCGAUGUGGGUGUGCUCAAGUGGCGUUUCACUACUCAGGACGAAGCGGCCAUUCCUUUGACCAUUAACUGUUGGCCUUCGGACAACGGAGAAGGUGGCUGCGAUGUGAACAUUGAAUACGAACUGGAGACACUGCAUCUGGAGUUGCAGGAAGUUCUCAUAAUUAUACCAUUGCCCUUGAAUGUGCAGCCGUCUGUGGCCGAAUUCGAUGGUACCUACGUUUAUGAUGCUCGCAAGCAUGUGCUGCAGUGGCACAUACCAAUCAUCGAUGCAGAGAAUAAGUCUGGAUCGAUGGAAUUUAGCUGCAGUGCCUCCAUACCGGGCGACUUCUUUCCCUUGCAAGUGUCGUUUGUCUCAAAGACGCCGUAUGCGGCAAUUAGUGCGCUAGAUGUCGUACAGGUUGACAAUGAUUCGUCGGUCAAGUAUUCAAGCGAAACGAUUCUGUUCGUGGAGAAAUACGAAAUCGUUUAAACCAUAUAUACACAUACAUAAAUACUGAAGAAAGAAAUGCACACACACACACACAUACAUGCGAAAAGAGAAAUACACUAUCGGCAGUAGUAGUAUACCUAGUAUCAAUACAUACCUUUAUAUUUUUGAGCGAUUUUUCGCAUUAUGUACGAUUAUAUAAAUGUUAAAGCUAUGUUUACAUACAUAUAUAUAUAUAUUUCAACCUAAACACGCAUCCAGCCGUAAUGCGCUUAUGGCUAAUAGUAAUUCCAAAUGGCGUGCUCCACAACCAUCAUCAUAGAGUAUAACACAUAAGAUACAAAACAUAAAUAUUUUAUUAAAUGCGCGGAAAGCAACUUAUAAUUUGAUUUCAAAC